Lytechinus pictus (painted urchin) is the source of this 1949-nucleotide messenger RNA. RefSeq lists its product as uncharacterized. The transcript is spliced from 7 exons. Lineage: Eukaryota; Metazoa; Echinodermata; Echinoidea; Temnopleuroida; Toxopneustidae. Bases 267 to 833 code for a protein of 188 amino acids. The record is from RefSeq and is a predicted model, not a curated record.
ACAUGGGGCGGUGGCUGCGGAGUGCACUAAUCAUGUUCUUGCUAUUACCCAGUAAUGCACCAAAACUUAGCGGUCGCUACUUUACCGAGCGCCAUUUUGAUCGCGAAGUAAAACAUUAAAUGGAAUUGAUGAGGUUUCUGUCUGGUAAGACCCCGUUACAGUGCCAUUUAUUGGCCUUGCCACUGUUCUGCCAUGGUUACAUUUCCGAGUGAAGACUGUAAUAGUUUUGCUGCCAAUAAACUUGGAACACCAAUUGCAUAGCAGAGAUGGCCGACGAUCGAACAGAGGAUCCUACGUUGCUAAAUAAGUUGGAAGGGGUAACGAUAUUCGACAAGCCAUCGAGUGAAGUGAUUGGUCCAUCAGAGGUUAAAGAGCCGAUGGGACUUAAGGCACCACAGAAAGAAAUGUCUGGUUCAUCCCAGGUCAAAGAGCUGACAGAAGUAAACCUACGAGGCCAGUCACCGAUAGAAUUAAAGUUUCCAAGCGAGUUGAAUGACGCCCUUUCCGAAACACGGAGACUACAUGUUUUUGAUGAUCAUGUAUGGUUUGAUGUUAAAACUCGACAUGGGAACAUCGAUCGCUACCUAAAGCUUACACAUUUUACUAGAAUUAACAAGCAAAAGUCAAAGAUCGGCAUCGUUCCAUCGAUAUGUCAUAUACAGUGCCGGUGUACCGGCGGAUCCUGCCCUGGCAGAUACUGUUCUAGGCACCAAAUCCGCCGGCGGAUCCUGUUCUACUCCGGCGGAUUCAGUACCAAAAAAGGCCACUCUCUUCGAAAGAUAUCGUUCUUGCGCUAUCGCGAUAUCCUUCAUUCACAUACGUGCUUUUUAUAACUUAAUGGAAGUUUAUAAUAUAACAGUUAAGGAAGUGGAAAAGAUUUUUGUUCAGCCAAGGUUGUGCACAUUAGUUAGCAAAUUGAGAGAGUUUCAGUUUAAAUUAUUGUAUAGAAUAGUCUAUACGAACCAUCAUCUACAGAUUGAAACUUCGGAUGAAUGGGUUGUGUUCAUAUUGUAAUAUUUCAGAAGAAACAUAUAUCAACAUGUAUUUUUUAGUGUAAUAUAAUUAAAAGACUGUGGAAGAAAUGUGCUGAUAAAUUAAACUUACCGUUUCUUAAGAGAAUAACUUGGAAACAAAUUUAUAUUGGAAUAAAUGGAACUAAUGUAAAAACAGAACAAUUAUUAAACCACAAUAUAAUUUUGAUAAAAUUCAUGAUCUUCCAUGGUAGAGAAAAGGGGUUACCUCCAAAUGUAAAGGAAAUUAGAGAUAGAUUAAUUGAAGAUAGAAAAGAAGAGAAACUGCUUGCAACCGAAAGGGGAACUUUGGCAUUUCAUUUAAGAAAAUGGGAGCACUUUGACGAAUCAGCCUCGCAGUCUUCAACCACUUAGUAGGGUUUUUUUUUAUUUUUUAUUACCUUUAUUUUUCUUAUUCUUUAUUCGUCGUUUAUGGGGGUUGGGGGUGUUAAGCGAAACUAAGGUUUUUUUUAACGAUUUACGCACCCUUUGAAGGAAGGAAUGUGAAAUUGAGUCAAACGCUUUUUCAAAAUAGAUUGCAACUAGGUAUCCUGGUUUAUUAAUAUUUGAUGUAUGAGAAAUCAUAUCGUUUAUUAUUCUUACAGCAUCGCCAAUAUUCCUAUCAUUUAAGUAGCCAACUUGGUCGCCUGACACAAUAUUAUCCAAAACGGUCUUAAUUCUUUUCGAAAGUAUUUUGGUUAGGAUUUUAUAAUCUACAUUAAGCAAGGAGAUUGGUCUCUAAUUGCUAAUAAACAUCGGAUCUUAAAAAAAAUACGUGGAGGUGCCGUGACCGAGUAGUCAGGCGGCCUGAAAAUACAUAGAAAGUCCGGGGUUCGAUCCGCGGCACCUAUGCUCGUGAGCCUGGAGGCAUUUAAUCUGCAACACUCUUUUAUCUUGCUUUCAAAUAAAUGGAAAUGCUAUAUGCAUUAGUGGUAACUA